Botrytis porri is the source of this 1398-nucleotide messenger RNA. RefSeq lists its product as uncharacterized. The transcript has a single exon. The record is from RefSeq and is a predicted model, not a curated record. NCBI's taxonomy places the organism in Eukaryota, Fungi, Ascomycota, Leotiomycetes, Helotiales, Sclerotiniaceae. The coding region runs from base 1 to 1398 and encodes 465 amino acids.
AUGUCCGCUUCGCUUCCAUUGCUUCGACAAUCGAGCCGAUUGACCUCCCCUCGUGGGGUUUUUCGCUUCCUCGAUCUUCCUGGAGAAAUCCGCAACAAAAUUUACGAGAUGGCAACUUGUGACAUCGAAGAGCCCGAGCCACUUGAUAGCAUGGACACAAUAUCUCUCCCUGUGUUUAAGCAGAAUUUUAACCUUAAUCUAUUGCUAACUUGUCGUCAAAUCCACGACGAAGCAAAAUACGUCAUGAUGACCAAGAAUCUUUACGUCGAAGUCCAACUAUCGGGGGUAGGAAGAAGAUUGAAUAACGACUUCACGUCUAUGCUUUGUUUAUACAGAAUCCCAGUUAUCCGUAUCAAGACAGACAUAGAUCCCGAAGACCGUUCUUUCGAUGGCUGUGUCAUAAGAUAUCGCGUAUCUUGUGAUGAACCAAGAAGUGUAUGGGAACGAGAAUCGAUUGACUCUUUGGUCAUACUGCAUCGUCACAUGAAUCAAUUUCUCGAAGCUAUCAACCAGACUCAAUGGUUUGUCUCAACAUGCACACAGAUACGUUCGUAUCAUGAUAUCACACUUCAAAACCCUUUUGUCUCCAGAUCCGCACAUGCUGGUGACAGUCGCAGUCAAUUAUCCAUUCAGGCCUUACAGAACAAUGAAGAAGCGCUUCUAUCUCCAUUCUCCACUAUCAAAGAAGGCCCAAUGUAUAUAUCCAGGGACUGGUCGGGUUCUCACGUACAACACAACAAUACGAGACCUCCCAUAGUGACCUCUAUCUCGAUGGAAAGCGUGUUGAAAGACUUGGAUGAAUUGAUAAGGAAGGGACGAGACCAUCACCUUCAAGGUAUAUACGUGUAUGCCGAAGGAUUCUACAAGCUUGUCGAUUACAAAAUCACAAUUCUGAUGAACUCCCUACGCAACAUCAUAGUCACGAGACUUUAUGAAAGGGAAGGACUAGAACCUGAGGAUCAAGUAAUCGAAGGAGAAAUGUUUGAGAAUCAACUAGCCGAGAUAUACUCCACAGUCUGCUACCAUCGUGCACAGAAUGCUCUUGCGGAAAUGCGUCAUCUUAUGGAUAAUGGUUUGGGUCAACACUCACUCGAAGCGUGUGAUAUUGUUCACCAGAUGGCAUCACAAGCUCGAGCCCCGUUAGCAUUUCCUCAGUUCAUUCCAAAUCUAGAGCGAACUGCAGAUCACAUAUUCAUGGAAGCCGUUUCAUUCAGGCUUUGGGCAGAAGUACUCAGCGGAGACAGAUACGGCAUUAACCAGGCUUUGGUGAAGGUAGAAUUGGGUCUCGAAAUGGCUCCCAAUCACCCUGGAUUGAGAGCUGAGAAAUAUCGUAUCGUCCGCCAAAGAUUAGAACCACUCCUUAAUCUUUCUGUGGCUUGGAACGUGGCUCAUCCAUAG